Messenger RNA from Cucurbita maxima (winter squash), 1732 nucleotides. Its product is annotated as protein FLX-like 2. Lineage: Eukaryota; Viridiplantae; Streptophyta; Magnoliopsida; Cucurbitales; Cucurbitaceae. The coding region runs from base 322 to 1491 and encodes 389 amino acids. The record is from RefSeq and is a predicted model, not a curated record. The transcript is spliced from 6 exons.
CCCAAAAUUUUAAAAUUGGGGCUCUCAAUGCGAGUCCCCGGUCUUCUUCUUCUUCUUGCUGAACAGUGGAGUGGGGAUUGGCGAAGAAAUUCUUCCGACAGGCCAUUUUCCCGUUUGUUUAAUUCUCCGAUUUCAACCUUCGCCGACGAGUUUCAGGUGCCAACUAAUUGUUGCUGCGUGCCAAUUUUGGGUUUGGACGUAUUGUUGCUGCACAUUAAGAUUUAGGUCACGAAAUGAUUGUUGUUUGUGUUGCAUUUGGCAUCAUUGUGGCAUGAUUUGUAUACAAGCUUUUAGCUACUUGGUGACGUCUGGCUAUUAAAAAUGGGUAGUAAAGGUCGUAUUCCGCCUCCACAUGCAAGGCGUCCUCUUCCAGGUUCUGGUGUCCUGCAUCCAGAAGCAUUUGGUCAUGGGCUACGUCCUCCGCCCGGUACUUUUCCUCCCUUUGACAUGAUGCCUCCUCCAGAAGUAAUGGAACAGAAGCUAGCUGGGCAACAUGUUGAGAUGCAGAAACUCGUCACCGAGAAUCAGAGGCUUGCUGCUACCCAUGGAACCUUGAGGCAAGAGCUUGCUGCUGCGCAGCAUGAGCUUCAAAUUCUUCAUGCUCAAAUAGGAGCUGUGAAAUCUGAAAGAGAGCAGCAAGCAAGGAAUCUUUCUGAUAAGAUUGCAAAGAUGGAGUCAGAACUACAAGCUGGUGAGCCAAUUAAGUUAGAGUUGCAGCAAGCAAAAUCAGAUGCUCAGAACUUGAUUGUAGCAAGGCAGGAGCUUAUUACGAGAGUGCAACAUUUGACCCAAGACCUCCAGAGGGCCCAUGGAGACGUGCAGCAGGUUCCAGUUUUGAUGUCAGAACUCGAGAGUUUGAGGCAGGAAUAUCAGCAUUGUAGGGCGACCUAUGACUAUGAGAAAAAAUUAUACAAUGAUCAUCUUGAGUCACUUCAGGUGAUGGAAAAAAAUUAUAUCACAAUGGCUAGGGAACUGGAGAAGCUUAGGGCAGAGUUGACGAAUACUGCUAGUCUAGAAAGAAGACAUGGUGGGCCUUAUGGUACUACCCAAAACAACGAGAUAGAAGCUUCUGGGAAUCCAGCUGGACAAAAUACUUAUGAAGACGGCUAUGGUGUUGCCCAGGGACGUGGCCUGCUGCCUGCUACUGCAGGUGGUGCAUCCAGUGCGGGUGCGACUGCAUACACAGGACCUCAAACUGGUUCUACUGCAACCAGACCCAACUAUGAUGCAGCAAGAGGUACCCAACGAGGAUCUGGUUACGAAGGAGCAAGAGGAUCCAUUUACGAUUCACAGAGACCUGGUUAUGAUGGACAAAGAGGACCAGGUUACAAUGUGCCUGGGCUACCUACUUAUGAUGCACCUAGGGGAGGAGCUGGCUAUGAUGCUCAAUCUAGAGGUGUGGGAGGACAUGCUGCGCCUGGAAAUACCGCACCGUAUGGGUCUUCAACACCGCCUGUUCGAGGUGGCGGAGGAAACCCUGGCCGGAGAUGAGCCAAAGGUACCAUUUGAGAGAUAAUCUUAUGUUGCGUUUACUCAUCAGCCUUAGUUGUCAUCAUCUGUUGUGCCAUUCCCUCAAAUUUGCAACGCCUUUUUUUUUCAUUGCUACUCCUCUCUGUCAACAUUGAUGGUAAGUUUAUUAUCAAAUGCAGUUACUUGACAAACUUGGAAUGAAAUCAUUGGAGCACCUUACUGAAAUCAACGUCAAAAUCAUAUCUGGUUUAAUGAUUUAUCA